CCGUGGGGGAAGGGAGGGGAGGGGAGAAGGGACGAGGAGAGGGGAGGGGAAGGCCGGACCAGCCGGCAGCUGCUUGCGAAGCCGGAGCCCGUUUCCUCCUCGUCCUCACCCGGCUGCAAGCAGCCGAGAGCCCCUCCCCACCCCCGGGGCUGUGCCUCAGUUUCCCCCUCCGAGAGGCUCUGGAGGUACAGACUGUAUGGAGGAAGCCGUUUGCUGCCACCGCGGCCCUCUCCGUCCCCUCCCCUGACGUCACCGCAGCAGGGUGACACCGUGGCUCGCUGGGUGCAGCGCCCGGGGGAGGCUCCGCCAGCCGCUGCUGCAAAGGACCCCGAUUUUGGUAGCACCAUCACCCAACGGCACCCCUGGCUGGGAAACCUCGUGCCGAGACACCAGGCUGCUGGGUGAAGCAGGAUGAGUGUGCCGGCCGAUGAGCCGGGCAACCCGGCCCAUGCCAUCUUCGAGAGAUUCCUGCGUGCCGGAGAGUGCCGGGAGGUGCUGGGCUGCUUCGGGGAGCUGUGCCAGCAGCUGGGGCUGCAGGGCAGCGGGCUGCAGCUCUACCAUGGCCUCAAGGCUGCCCUCAACUACUGGAGUGCCAAGGCCCUGUGGAGCAAGCUGGAUAAGAAAGCCGGGCACAAGGACUACGACCAGGGCACAGCCUGUGCCAGCACCAAGUGCCUGGUGGUGGGGGCCGGCCCCUGCGGGCUGCGGGUGGCCAUCGAACUGGCGCUGCUGGGUGCCCGCGUGGUGCUGCUGGAGAAGCGGGACUCCUUCUCCCGCAACAACGUCCUGCACCUCUGGCCCUUCACCAUCCACGACCUGCGGGCGCUGGGUGCCAAGAAGUUUUAUGGGCGCUUCUGCACCGGCACGCUGGACCACAUCAGUAUCCGGCAGCUCCAGCUGAUCCUGCUGAAGGUGGCUCUGCUCCUGGGGGUGGAGGUGCACAUCAACGUGCAGUUCAAGGGCCUUGUCCCCCCCAUGGGCAAGGUGGGCAGACAGGGCGGCUGGCGUGCUGUGCUGCAGCCCGGCUCCUCUCCCCUCAGCCACUAUGAGUUCGACGUCCUCAUCUCAGCUGGUGGCGGCAAAUUUGUCCCCGAAGGAUUCAAGCGGAAGGAGACGCGGGGGAAGCUGGCCAUCGGCAUCACCACCAACUUCAUCAACCGCCACAGCCGGGCUGAGGUGGAGGUGGCCGAGAUCAGCGGCGUGGCUCGAAUCUACAACCAGAAGUUCUUCCAAAACCUCUACAACAAAACGGGCAUCGACCUGGAAAACAUCGUCUACUACAAGGACGACACUCACUAUUUCGUCAUGACGGCCAAGAAGCAGAGCCUGCUCAAGAAGGGGGUCAUCCUCCAGGACAAAGCAGACAUCGAGAGCCUCCUGUCCCCGGAGAACGUGAACCGGGACGCCCUCCUCAGCUAUGCCAAAGAAGCUGCCAACUUCUCCACCAACUACCGCCUGCCCGAACUGGAGUUUGCCCUCAACCACCGGGACCUGCCGGAUGUCGACAUGUUCGACUUCACCUGCAUGACACGUUCAGAGAACGCGGCGCUGGUGCGGGAGCACAACGGGGCCCGUCUGCUCCUCGGGCUGGUGGGCGACUGCCUGGUGGAGCCCUUCUGGCCGCUGGGCACCGGCGUGGCCAGGGGCUUCCUCGCCGCCUUCGACGCGGCGUGGAUGGUGCGGCGGUGGGCGGCCGGGACACCUCCGCUGGAGGUGCUGGCCGAGAGGGAGAGCAUCUACCAGCACCUCUCGCAGACCUCCCCGGACAACACCAACAAGAACAUCAGCCAGUACAGCAUCGACCCAGCCACGCGCUACCCCAACAUCAACCUGCAGGCCAUCAAAGCCAGCCAGGUCCGGGACCUCUACCUCGUGGGCAUGGUGGAGGUGGACCACAAGAGGAAGAGUGACAACCGGCUCAGCACCGCGGUCUCUGGAGACGCCUACGAAGAAUUGCUGAGCUGGUGCCAGGCCAGCACGGCCGGGUACCACGGCGUGGCAGUGACCGACUUCACCACCUCCUGGACCAGCGGCUUGGCCCUCUGCGCCCUCAUCCAUCGCUUCCGCCCCGACCUGGUGGACUUUGACUCCAUGGACGCCCAGGAUCCCAUCCGGACCCACCAGAUGAUGCUGGACAUGGCAGAGCAGGAGCUGGGCAUCCAGCCCGUCCUCUCCAGCGCCGAGAUGGCCACCAUGGCAGAGCCCGACCGCCUGGGGCUCAUCACCUACCUCAGCCAGUUUUAUGAAGCUUUCAAGACCUCUCCAGAGGUGGAGGAGGUCAGCAAGAAGCCACUGUCUCCCCGCGGCACACGAGGGGCCAUCCUCUUCCUCAGCAAGCUGCAGAAGAGCUGGAACCUGACACACAAGCGUGCCCAGGACGGUACCCAGAAGGAUGCCGAGGCCAAGAGGAGCCGCAGGGACACCGAGCUGGACACAGGGCUGGAUGGAGACAUUCUGGACAGUCCCCGCGAGCCACCACAAACUGCCACGACGGACCCAGGGCAGCCGCCGGCCCGCGGGGAGAGCAGCGACGCUUGCUACUUCUGCGGCCGCCGUGUCUACAUCCUGGAGCGAGCCAGUGCCGAGGGACGCUUCUUCCAUCGCGGCUGCUUCCAGUGUCGGCGGUGCGGGGCCACCCUGCGCCUGGGCGACUACGCCUUCAACGAGGAGGACGGUCACUUUUACUGCUCGCUUCACUACCCCAAUCCACCCGGCAUGGACCUACCCCAGGAUGAGCCCCUGGCCCUGCCCGAUGGGGAUGCUGCCGCUGCCCGCCUGCCCUCGGAUGCUGGGAGCCCAUGUGUGUCCCCCAAGGAGGGGGUACCCGGUCCCCCACAGCCCCCACCAGCAGCCCCACAGCCAGGGGGAGAGCCUGGGGCAGCAGAGGAUGCGGAGGAUGCUGGUGACGUGGAGAAGCAGGAGCUGCCGGCACAGCCCGGGGGGGAUGCGAGGGAGGAGGAAGGUCCCAGAGCGGAGCCCCAAGGGGCAGCAGAGGAGGGUGAGGAGACCGGGGGCAGGAGGAAGAUCGUCCUCACACCACUAGAGAAGCUCAAGCUGUCCACGCUGAACCUCACCAGUGAAGCAGAGCCCGAGCCGCCGCCGAAGCCGGCUCGUCUGCGGCUCCAAGCAGCACCCGAGGCCCUCCCUGCCCUGUGGCAGGGACAAGGCACCUGGGAGAAGGAGGAGGAAAUGGCUGUGGAGGAAGCUUUGGAGGAGAGUGACAGCGAGGAAGAGGAAGAGGAGAAGGAGGAGGAGGAGGAAGGCACAGACCUUGGCAUCACGGCAGAUUUGUGCCUGGACCUGGGCGAAGAGGAGAAAUACUCCACCUGGAAGCGCACGCUGACCCGCCGGGCCAGGGAAGCCCAGAUGAAGCGGUUCUGCAAAGCCCAGGCCAUCCAGAGGCGGCUGGAGGAGAUCGAGGUGACAUUCCGGGAGCUGGAGCAGCAGGGCAUCAAGCUGGAGAAGUUACUCCGGGAUGAGGGUGGCACCCCAGCCGACCAGAAGACGCAGUGGAUGAACCAGCUGCUGUACCUGGUCCAGAAGAAGAACAGCCUGAUGUCCGAGGAGUCAGACCUCAUGAUUGCGGUGCAGGAGCUGAAGCUGGAGGAGCAGCAGUGGCAGCUCGACCAGAAGCUCCGGUGCUACAUGAACAGGGAGGAAUCCCUGAAGACGCCCGAGGAGCGUGUGGCCGAGCAGGAGAUCCUGGUGCAGCUGCUGGAAGUGGUGAACAAGCGCAACGUCCUCAUCCACAUCCAGGAGGAGAAGCGGCUCAGCGAGCUGCGGGCCUGAUCCCUGUGGCCCCAGGACCCACCGGCUCCUCCCCAGGGGGGGACUGAGCGGUGUGUGUCCCCCGGCUGAGCAUCACCCUGAGCUGCCUCUGAAGGUGGUGAUGCCUGAGCUGCCCGCAGGCAGAGGCAGCUGUCGUGGCGAAUCCAGCUCCCUGCUUGCCAAAGCCUGCCGUGGAGGGGCCAGACCUGCUGGUGGACGCCUGUGUAGGGAGACACCGAGGAGCACCCUGGCUUUUGGGGUGCCGAGAGGGCGUCCCCGCGCUUGGCUGGAUUGCCUUUGCCUUGUGCUUGCUUGAAAAUGAGAUUUGCAGGAGGCUACAAAACACGGGGGCUGCAGCGGCUCUGCCUGGGGUUUGCUACAGGAGAAGCCCCACAGGGAAGCGGGGUCUCAUCCAGCACAGGAGGUCCCACAGCCGUCACCCUUCGAGGGACCACUUCCCAGAGGCUUGGCUGGAGCAUCGAAAAUGUUUUGUCUGGCAGAGCCCCUCAUGCUUGAGCUGCACCACUGGCUACUGAAGAGGUCGGUCCAUCGCUACCCAGCCAGCCCCAUGCCCCGGGCACCAAAGGGCUUCGCUCCCGGCAGCGAGGAUGAGACUGCGGCCACCACAGGCAGUUCACAGUGGAGAUGCCAAAUGUGGAGGGGCAGCAUCAGGACCAGUCCAUAGAAGCCACCCUGGGACAUCCAUCCUAACCCAGGACAUCCAUCCUAGCCUGGGACAUCCAUCCCACCGGGGACAUCCAUCCUAACUCAGGACAUCCACCUCAGCCUGGGACAUCUAGCUCUACGAGUGGGGCCAGUGACAGACAGACUGGGCUGAUCCUGCCACUCUGCAUCACUGCUUUUGGGUGCCACAUCCACGCUCUCCCCAGCUGCUGCAGGAAACCAUGAUCAGAAACCCCCCGCAAGACCCCAGGCCCAGGGAAGGGGCUUUUUGUCCAGCAGCUCCCCGAGGGGACUGUGCCCAGGGCUGGCACUGUGUGACACUGAGGACAAGGGAUGCCGGCGUCCGUGUCCUCCUUGCCCCUUUGGGGUUUCUCCUGCUUAGCAAUGCUGAACUGGCCUUUGCACAGACCUCUCCAACCUUUCUCGGGUCCCUGGUUGUUGCAGGGUUGCCUCGAUGGCCAAAUGGUGCUUACAGCAGCCCCAGCCAUGUUGGGCACGGGGGGGUCCCAGGCGCGGGCUCCUCUGUUGGCAAUAUCUCCCCCACAUUCAGCCCUCGUCUUGCCUUCAGUGCCUCCCCAAACCCUCCCAUCUGCCUUUUGUUUGCACCAGCCCUCUUAUCCUGCUGCAACCCCCCCCUCCCUUCGAAUAAAGCCUCCCCGACCUGGC
This is a messenger RNA of Harpia harpyja (harpy eagle), 5118 nucleotides long. RefSeq names its product microtubule associated monooxygenase, calponin and LIM domain containing 1 (gene MICAL1). The transcript is spliced from 26 exons. Gene Ontology annotation, molecular function: FAD binding; protein binding. Bases 412 to 3789 code for a protein of 1125 amino acids. The record is from RefSeq and is a predicted model, not a curated record. Lineage: Eukaryota; Metazoa; Chordata; Aves; Accipitriformes; Accipitridae.